Cylicocyclus nassatus is the source of this 1286-nucleotide messenger RNA. The record is from the annotation of a GenBank genome assembly. NCBI's taxonomy places the organism in Eukaryota, Metazoa, Nematoda, Chromadorea, Rhabditida, Strongylidae.
AUGCUUCAUAUUGACAAAAUUGAUACUCUUAUGAAAGAGCCGCUUAGUAUUGCAGCUAGUGCUCUGACGUCAGGUGAAAUAUAUGAAGUACUUUUAAGGUUGAAUCAUCCACUUGGUACGUAUAAAAGCAAUGGAUUCUUUAGAGCAGACCACCAGGGCAAGAUUGACCUGACCAAUACGGCCCCUCUACGAGGAACCUAUUGCGAUUUGAGACCCAUGGGUUUGUUUGAAAGUCUGCAGCCAUGUGAAGAUGUUCGUUUCGGAAGCUACUGUAAGUGCACACCACCAAAUCCCUUCAAAUUUGUCGUUGAGUUACGCAACUGCACUGGCCAGCUCUUGUGUUCAUUGCCACUGAUAAAGCGCUGGGUUCAUCCAUCGGUUCUUCGAAAAGAAAUUGAUGAAGACGGAAUAUGCGGCACACUUUUCAUACCACCAGGGGAAGGGCCUUUUCCAACCAUACUGGAUAUGUCCGGCACUGGUGGAGGCAUCAACGAACAUAAGGGAGCCAGCUUAGCGUCUGAAGGAUUCUGCGUCUUAUCCCUGGCCUUCUUUCAAUAUAAAACGCUUAUCAGCGACUUAAACGAUCUUGACUUGGACUAUUUCAGCAAAGCCAUACAUUGGUUGAUAGCUCUUCCAUUUACCAGUAAUGAGAUAGGUGUUCAAGGAAAUUCUUUCGGAGGACUGCUGGCGAAUAUGCUUGCCGUUAGAAUCCCUGAGAUAGUUGCUGUAUGCUCCAUAAACGGGUCUCAUGCCAUAAGUGAGACGGUAAAAAUCAAGGAACAUGGUAAACGGCUUCCCUAUGCAGCGAUCCCCAUCGAAAAAAUCUAUUUUAUCAACGAGGCGAUGUGUUACGACAAAGCCAUUCAACAUAUGAAAGUCACAGAAGAGACAGAUAUAAAAAUAGAAACAGCGCCCAGUCGGACAGCAUUCAGAUUAGUGGCCUCAAUUGAUGAUCUCUCCACAUCGACGGUAUUCGUCACCAGAUAUCUCGAAAGAAAACUUAGAGAAAGUAACCAUUAUGUCGAAGUGGACAUGGUACCGGGAGGUCAUCUAAUGGAACCACCAUACUUUCCUGCUCAUGGAGUAGUGUAUGCAAAGUUUGCAGACUCCAUACAAGCAUACGGCGGAGAGCCAUGCAUGCAUGGAGCAAGGCAGGAUCAAGUAUGGUCUAACACAGUGGUAUUCUUCAAGCGAUUCCUCGGCAACCCUCAGCCACUCGCGGACUACCGAACUCAGACAUUUGGGCGAUCUCAUUUGUGAUAGUGAAUGUUAGGAACCAAUAUGGA